Xyrichtys novacula (pearly razorfish) is the source of this 6544-nucleotide messenger RNA. The record is from the annotation of a GenBank genome assembly. NCBI's taxonomy places the organism in Eukaryota, Metazoa, Chordata, Actinopteri, Labriformes, Labridae.
UUGCAGUUGACAGUUGCACGGUUCUGGAUGUUUCUGGCCCUUGUGGCAUAGUUAAGGGUAUUCAGACUCUCGUCAAAGUCGGAGGAGGACGGGCUGAUGCAGGCAAUCAUCAGGGUUUUGGAAUUUCCUCCCAAAGAGUCUUUAAGGAUCCUAGAAGAAACAUGAAAUCAUUAAAACCAAACUAACUUUUCUGUUAGAUUUGAUCUCUUCAGUUGUAUUUAAAAGUUACCUUGUGAUUUUGGAAUCUCGGUAUGGUAUGUGAGAGCCUUUCCUCUUUGGAUCUCCGAGUGCCCCAAUAACAUUUCCCAGAGCUAGAAGACCACUAUUAAUCUGGAUACUCUCUUUCAGUCUUUCUCCUGUGUUCCCUGUCCUGAGGAUACGCUCUGAUCCGGCCAGGUCCACAAAGUGGAACUUGGAGGAUAACAUUUGUGGUCCAGAGCCUGUAGCUGUCCCAUAAAGCCGAGAGCUUCCCCGACGCUGGUCCAUGUACACAGUAAAAAUGGUGUGUGACCGGCUGGAGUUUGGAUUCAUCUGGGUUGCACCAGUGUGCCUGGCUGUGUUUCCAGACUCCAGUAAACUCAACACCUCAUCAAGACCCUCCACCUCGCACUCCUUUACGCCACACAAAACUGUAAAGUCAGAUAGACAAGGAUACAAAAUGCAGAGAAACAUGUGUCACUUAAAUUUCAUAUCACAGCCACAAAAACAUGCUUACAAAUGUAGUUGUCUAUUCCAUACCUAUGUUGCCCUUAUCCUCCCUGAUGUGGAUAUCUUUGCUGGCUGUUUCCACCUCCAAUAAGUCCUUGAACUCCUCUUUGUAGACCUCCAGAUAGGAGACUCGGACAGAGAAGUCUGUGAGGUCAUUUUCAUCGAGCAGUCUAAAGAUAUCUGCAACAGCCCUGGGAAUGAUUCCCUGCUCCUCAUCUCUAAAGGAACCUUUAGACACAGACACCACAUACACACACUCACAUAAGCAUGCCUCUGGCUUGUUGCAGCUCAUCGAUGAGUACGGUGAAAAUUUUCCAAAAGAACUGUAAGCCUAUAUGAGUUUGAAUUAGGCAUUUAGACAGGACAAAGUACUUGAUGACACAAAAAGUUGUACAGUAAAUAAAGUUAAAAGUAAUUUUGAAAUAAAAGAAAGAAAAAAUGAAGACAAUUGCUUACAGAUGUUCGCUUCUCCAAUGGUAUAUGUCUUGCCUGAGCCUGUCUGUCCAUAGGCAAAGACUGUAGCAUUGAAACCUUGAAAGAAGGCAUCUAUAAGUGGCUGCACGGACACGGAGUAGACUUCAUCUUGAUAGCAGGUUUCUUCAAAUAGGUAGUCACAAAGAAAGUGUCGGUCAUGACCCAGUGUAACCCGGCAUAGCUCCGAGUCCACAGUGAUACAGCUCUCAUGGCAGUGAAGGAGUUCUUUUGGCAGGAGGGGACGCACCCGAACAGCAACUUGAACCGCUGAGAAAUCCCCCCUGCCAUGACCGCUGGGCACUUUGGGAGACAUUUCUGCUGUACCCUCAUGUGUUCUGCUAUGUAUGGAUCAUGUUUGGGCCACUGGAGGAGAAAAAAACAAUUACAAAGAAAAUUUAAAAAACUAUAUAAGGGAUAUUCCAGAAUAAAAUUCAGUUAGAGUCAAACACACCGUAACACCGAGUUAGAGACCCCCGAGAGAGAUGAAUGUUGCUGACUGCUUGUUUCUCUAGUUAUACCAACUUUAGUAACAACCGCAGAUGGCAAAACAGAGAGCCAGAUGCUCAACCAAAACACCACUCUAUAGCCACAAAUAAUCCUCAGAACUUCAUCAACAGUACAUAUACGGUCCCAGCCAAAGUACUAGCUAUCAAACAUCUUUUUAUCUUUGCUUGGUUUCUUUAGCAAAGAGACUAAACACAACUCACCUACUCUCUUCCAGCAGCCGCUUGUUUGUAUGGAGACCUCUGGGUGAGUCCAUCAACUGCAACGGGGUGACUCGGCUCAAGUAAGAACAUUUGUGAUCAUUACUUUAUCAUUUCCUUUAAGUAAUAAUCAUAUUAAUCAUUUUACACCGCAGACGCGGUAGUUCUUCUGCCUAAGCGUCUCGAUCUGAUUGCAUUUCCAUGAAGUAAUGAUCAUAAAUGUUCUUCCUUGAGCUGCGUCACCCCACAGAAGUCUGUAAUGGACUGGUCUGAGGUCUCGCUACAAACAAGCGGCUGCUGGAACAGAUAGGUGAGUUGUGUUUAGUCUUUUUGCUAAAGAAACUAUGGCUGGGACCCUAUAUGUACUGUUGACGAGGUUAGGUGCUCUUCUUGGUAUUAUUUGUGGCUAUAGAGUGGCGUAUUGGUUGAGGUUUGUUUGUGACUCCUCAGACUGCUGUGUAUUACUAUCCUGCAGUCGUUACUAAAGUUGGUACAACUAGAGAAGCAAGCGGUCAACAACAUUGAUCUCUCGAGGGGUGUCUUACUUGGUGUUUUGGUGUGUUUGACCUAAAAUUAAUUUUACAAAGGAAUAUCCCUUUAAGAGGAAUUCGUAUUACCAUGCCUCAAACUUUAAACUAUAGACCUUAUGGUCUAGCUCAUUCUGUAGGGACCAGGCCUUACUUCAACAAUGAGUUUGAUUAAAAUUAAAAUCAAAUUACAAUACCAUGUAAAAUAAGAGUAUUUAGGUUUUUUGAAAUUUCUGAUAGCUUAUAUUUUACAACAGAUUUGUCUCCCAUCUUCUUGGGGCAUUUUUGUUUGCUUUAGUAAAUGACAAAAGUUCAAAUACAGUAAGAAUUUGAGGACAAUAGUUCAAUACUCAAUUUUAACAUCUUUCAGGCUUUGGGUAAAGACAUUGUCAUGUCUAGUACCUAUUUCCAUCGCAACUUUUUAUGUACUAAGAGAAGGCAGAGCAUUUUGAGGCGCAGAAUACAUAGUUAUGAGGUUAACUGUAAUCAACCAUGCAAAAUGAAAUUCACAAAAGUAACACGGAACAAUCACACAAAGAUGCUUUUAGUUUGGGGUGCUUAGUUUACAGUGUCUAGUUUACAUGAGUCCAAAUAAAAGGCUAAAAGUAGAAAGCUUAUAAAGGCACACUGAUUUUGACCGUGUUAGCAUGAUAACGGUAGCGACCCACCGUCACCUCAAAACAGAUCUUUCGGAUAACUUCGCCGUUACUUCUUAGAAAACUCGUGGGUUUGUAAAACUUUCACCACUGGAGAUUUUUCAACUUUUACACAAACUCCAGUAGGUUCACCUGAUUCUCAGAUGAGUUCAGCUAAGCUAAAGUUAGCCCCUUAGCCAACAGCCCGAACAACAAAAUCAAAACAUGAGGAGGAUGAGGCUCCAUGUCGGUGCCCGGAGGAGCUACAACAUGUUACCGCAAGAAAUCCCUGUUUUCACUUCAGCUCAAACUAUUAUCAAUGACCGGUGGAACCCUCUCAUCGGCUAAAAGAGUGAAAUAUCUUACUUUUUAGGUGAGGCAGAAGUUACACCAUGGAUCCAGGCUAACACUGAAGUGUUUUUUGAGAAUGGAAGUUGAGGAGCAGCCAGGAGGAGGAGGGGCCCGAAAGUUUAGGAGGGAUCCGCCUGCUGCAGGGGGAGAAGAGAUCCGUGACACGACCCUACAACACCAGGAAGUGGCUCCACCAGAACGUGAGGACUGCUGCAAACCUGGAAUAUACCGAUAAAAGUAAAAUGUAAGUUAUGAAACGUUAACCAAAAUGUGUACAGAAGUUUUGGAGCCUAACUAUGAAUAAAGUGUGUCCGUCUCGCUAAAGCUGACAGCCGCAGUUAGCCCAGCUUUUGGCCCUUGUGUAGGCUAUGCGGUUAAUGUAAACUCAGAAAGGCAUUUCAAUUUGACAUCCUCUUGUUCCCUGUAUACAGGGGGGUAUCCAAACUUUUAUGACCAGGGUGGCCAAACUGGGUCUCUCUCUCUCUCUCUCUCUCUCUCUCUCUGAAUAUAAUUUGAGGUCCACCUUUGAUAAAGGAAGUAGCUAAUCAUGGCUGAGGAUUUUGACACCAAGUGGCCCAAAAGGCAUAAGCGAACCAAGUGCCUGCUUAGGGCGCUGCGGCCAGUAGGGGGCCCCAAGAGCAAUUAAAAAAAAAUAUAUUUUUUGCACGUAUGAGUGAUGCUUUCCGUAACACUAGUGCUGCUGCUGAUGAAGGCCUAUGAUUCUUACUGCCGAUAUGUCAAAGCUCCAAUACCGUUAUGUGCCUCUUGCUGUGCAAUGUGCACUAAGCAUCCCGAAUGUGUAACAUUUUGAGAUAAUAAACCAUAUGUGGCACCCUGAACAUUAUUCAUCAGUCAUUCAUUGGUAUUAUUUGUAAGGUUGCAUUGGUAUUAUUUGUGCUAUUACCUAGGCAACCCCCUUAAAUGUAUAAAGACAUGUCAGGUGCAUUAAAUUUAUACUGUAGUAGGUGUGUGAAUGAUCAACAAUCAAUAUUAGUGGCAGAAAUAGAGGGCCCAAAAAUCAGAUUUUGCUUAGGGCCUUAUUUAGGCUUGUGCCAGCUCUGUAGUAUAUAUGUGUACAAUAUAUUGUCUCUUGUCACCAUAGUUAGACUCUUAUAUCUGUCAACAGAUUUUUAUUAUGAAUUCACCCAAAAGUAUAAUAAUAGUAAUGUUUGAGGAGUGUAUUGGCAACUUAGGGUAAGGACUUGUUAAAAGAUCCCUGAACACAGGAAGUAUGACCUUUGACAUGCCUUUUGUCAUUUCUGGGUGAAGAAAAAUUAGAUGCUCUCAUUAUUUUGAAAUAGUCUAAAUAAUGUCAAAAAUGUCAACAUUUGAGAAUCUGAUUGUACAUGGAUCUUUACAUAAAACAGGAAUAAUGGUCAAUACAGUCAUCUAGCACAAUUUGAACAGUGAUUAUGCUAUAAACUUAUAAAAUAAGUGCAUGAUAAAUCUAGUUAUUUAUCUUUCCUUGAAAAGCCUGGCAGAGUUACUUAAGACACCUUAUACUGAUUAACCAAAGGUCCCUGUGAGUUGUCAUGAUCUUGCUGAAUCACUGUUGCUCCUGAACACCUGCAAAACCUCUGCUUUUUUACUCAGAUUUUUUUUAAGUAACUGAGCAACUUCUGUCUGAGAAAGUGUGUGCUCCACUUGUAUCGUCAGAACACUUAAUCAACCAGAGAAAGGUAUGUUUAAAAACUUAUUUGUGUCUCAAACUUUAUAUCUGUGAAACUUGAACAUGUUUAACAUCCGUUUGUGAAAGCAGUUAAUUGAUGUUCAGUGAGUGUACUAAAACCCCAGUUUUGUGAUUGUUAGAAUUUGGAAGAAAUUAUCAGGAUUCAUUGAUACUUUUGAUGUUUGGCUUUUGAGGCAUUAAGACAAUUCAGAUGAUUGUGCAGUAACAAAACCAUAAAUCUUAACAACAUCUUGCAUUUUACAGGCAAAAUGAAUUUGCAGGAAUACUUCAAAAGAAUUGGUUUCCAUGGCUUGUUUGACAAGCCGGAUCUUGCAACACUCCGAUUGAUCCUCAAACAACAUGUCAUGUCAAUUGCAUUUGAAAACUUAAGCAUUCACUGUGGAGAGAGAAUCGUCACAGACCUGGAGGUCAUCUUUGAAAAAUUAGUGAGGAGCAGCCGUGGGGGUUGGUGCUUGGAGAACAACUCAUUGUUUGGCUGGGUGCUGAGAGAAAUGGGCUAUGAUACUACUACCUUGGGCUCCAGAGUCUACAGUCAUACCACCCACGACUUUCCAACUACUGAAUCUCAUCUCAUUCACAUGGUAAGAAUUGAUGGGCAGGCCUAUGUGGCAGAUGUAAGCUUUGGGGUGUCUUUCCAAAUGUGGGAGCCCCUGGAGCUGGUCUCUGGGAAAGACCAGCCUCAGGCAGGUGGUGUCUUUCGUCUCACAGACAAAGGGGACUUGUGGGUGCUGGAGAAGACCGCCAGAAAGCCUGAGGUUCUCAACCCUGACUUUGCCAAAUCACGUCUGUUGUCUAAGGAAGGAACACAUCAGGUUUACGGCUUCACCCUAGUGCCACGAGAGAUAGACCAUUUCUUUGAGAUCAACAACAGUCUUCAGACAGAUCCUGAUUCACUGUUCAUUAACAAGUCCAUCUGCUCUUUGCAAACUCCAACAGGGUUCAGAGCCCUCGUUGGCUGGACGUACAGUGAGGUCACCUACCAACCUGAGAAAGGUGUUGACAUCUUAGACAUGAGAUACAUAACUGAGGAUGAAAUAGAAUCACUCCUGGGGGAAAAAUUCAAAAUAAAACUGCAGACUAAACUACAGAUCGCUGAUAAAAAGCAGCACUACACAAUCUGACAAUAAACUCAUUUAAUGAGUUGAAGAAGUGAGUUGAAGAUAUGUAAAUAAUGUCAGUGAUAAGAUGCAUGAAGUGUUCAUGGGUCCUCAUUUACAGGUUUAAAAAUUUGGGUCUCAAAGACAACAGGUUAUGGUUGUAAAGGGAAAAUGAAAGUGGGGAUUCCUGAAAACACAAAAAUCUGAAGAGAUGAAAAUAUAAUAUACAUUAAGAAUGUUUGACAUGUUUCAUGUGAAGAAAAUCAAAGGGACAUAUAAAGUAUUCUCAUUCUCAUUUACAGUUUGUAAGGUGAACCAUUACCAAAUUAUAAUAAAACUUUAUUCUCUAUUAUAUGUA